Molecule: messenger RNA, 432 nt
Organism: Salvia hispanica
Lineage: Eukaryota; Viridiplantae; Streptophyta; Magnoliopsida; Lamiales; Lamiaceae
Source: RefSeq, a predicted model, not a curated record
AUGGCAAAGAAGAAAGCAACCAGCAUCCCGGCAUCUACCACUGGUGACAACCCCCCAGAAGUCCGAGCGACAGCGGAGACGCGGCCGCCGAGUCCACAACGAUCGCAACCAACGCCGACGCCACAAAUUCCGGCGAUGGUUCCUUUAGAUGCGUUGGCUGCGUAUCUAAAGCAGCAAGACCCAAACAAAGAUUGGACAACGACCUUAGCCGGAUUUAGCCUGGCCGGAGGAAUGUCGGCGAUACCGAACCCUACCCAAACUGCGACCACCAUGAACCCACCCAUGACCACCCCAACUACCUCAAAUCCCACAUCCGAAAAGACCUCUCCAACAGCAACUGCACCGUCAGAACCCUCUAACCCUUCUCCCAAACACCAACAAACAGAGCCACUCGACGUCAACCCGCUUUCCGCCUAUCAAGACCCCAACUAG